CACAGGUCAAAAUGAAACCAAGCUUUGCUCCCCGUCCUGAACCCGAAAUGACAGAGCCGGUAUUUGGAAUGAAUGAUAUGACCAAUGAAAAGCUGGCAGAAAGGAAAAGGCGGGCCCAGGAGGUCUCUAAGCACCAGCUGCAAGCCGCCGCAGAACGCAAGCGCUUGGUUGUACUCAAUGAUCUGGUGCAGCAGAGGAAGGAGUCAGACAUGCUGCAGUCUACUAAAGAACUGUUGUUGUGUGAUAGAGCAGUACAGUUUGAGAAGACGCAGAGAAUACAGAAAGGGUUGCAGGAUGAUUGGGCCAAGAACUCAGAGCUGAAGAGACGGAAGGAGGAGGAGGAAGGGCGUUUUAUCCGGUCUAGUAGUGACCUUCUUCUAGAUCAGUUCGAGAAGUAUCGCCGCUGUUUCCAGUGCAAGAGACGCACAUCAAAUUGUGGAGAGACCAACAUUUGGUGUGAGACGCGCUAUAUCCCAGGAUCCCGCCUGAUGGUUUAA
Messenger RNA from Staurois parvus, 497 nucleotides. The record is from the annotation of a GenBank genome assembly. NCBI's taxonomy places the organism in Eukaryota, Metazoa, Chordata, Amphibia, Anura, Ranidae.